AUGCCCCGCAGGGUGGUCGAGGAUGCCUUUGUGAGCGAGCUGGACACGUUGUCCAGUCACUGCGAAUCGCUGGGCGGUGGCACCGCACACGCCCUUGUGCAUAGAGUGUUCACAUGUCUGGACCUUGCCCCGCUGUCGACCUCCAUCCCGCCCGCGGUGCUCUAUCUCCUGCAACGCCUAAAAGCGCGCUUCCCCGCCGCGCGCGGCAGCUCCGGCCACCGCCCGUUCAUCAGCGCGUUCAUUAUCGCGAGCAAGGUCGUCUGCGACGACACAUACUCCAACAAGUCGAGGUCGAUCGUCGGCCAGGGCAUGUUCGCGCUGCGCGAGGUCAACCAGAUGGAGCGCGAAAUGUGCUCCUACCUCGAGUGGCGGCUCAACAUCGACCCCAGGGCGCUCACCGAGUUCGAGCAGAAGGUCCGCCGCGACUUCAAGGGCUCCGGCCCGUACCCGACGUCCAUCCUCGCGUCGCCCGCACCGUCGCACGUGCCAAGGACGAUGCCCUAUACGCAGGCGAACGCGAGCGCCCCGCCCCCGAGCUUCACGACGCGCGUGAUAAACACGCCGUCGACGUCCCCGCCAUGCUCGCCGCGAUCUCAGCGCUGCCCGGAGCGCAAUCGACGUAAUGCAUGUCAUCCUCUGGGUGGACGUACCGGUGGAGACGCGGUGCAGGAGAUCAGAGGAGAUCGCACAGGACGGCGGGAUUUCGCGAUUUGGGUGUUCCGGUCCCCGCUGCCGGUGUCCCUUGGCCAGGAUCGUGUCACAAAUGAUGAUGUAUUUUUCUCUUACUGGUUUGGAGCCCAUCGGCCGUAUGAAUAUUGGUUCGAGUGA
Trametes versicolor FP-101664 SS1 is the source of this 828-nucleotide messenger RNA. RefSeq lists its product as uncharacterized. Gene Ontology annotation, biological process: regulation of cyclin-dependent protein serine/threonine kinase activity. The transcript has 4 exons. NCBI's taxonomy places the organism in Eukaryota, Fungi, Basidiomycota, Agaricomycetes, Polyporales, Polyporaceae. Gene Ontology annotation, molecular function: cyclin-dependent protein serine/threonine kinase regulator activity; protein kinase binding. The coding region runs from base 1 to 828 and encodes 275 amino acids. Gene Ontology annotation, cellular component: nucleus; cyclin-dependent protein kinase holoenzyme complex. The record is from RefSeq and is a predicted model, not a curated record.